ACUAAAACGGCCCUUCUCCCCGGCUGAUUAACACGUUAGUUAGAAAGGUUAGAAAUCCAAUCUCGACUUUUUUUAUUCCAUCCGAUUCAACUCCUCCUUGUCAACUCACUUACAUAACCUGUCUAGGUAGCCUUCAGCUUGUCUAAUCUUAUUUAUUAGUCUAGUUGAACUAAGGUGCCUAAGGUAAAUAGUUGUAGUUGUGUAAGGAGUUACCACUCAAGUUGGUUAUUAAUAUACUACCAGCCAGGCACCCCCAUUGAUUUGCCGCUCAUUAUCAUUUCUACUUUUAAUAAUAUCAGAUUACUACCUUACUAUUCUCUAUUCACCAUUCGCUAUUCCGUUCUCCCCAAACUCAUCCGCAAUCGGUGCUUCAUAUUUCCUCCAUAGACGAAACAAAAACAAGUUAUAAAACAACAAGCUUGAAGACCUUAUCCACGUUUCACGGAGGUUGUGCAACAGGGCUCACUUAUACAUAUUUGCAUCUUAUAACUUAGGUAACGCCGCUCUCGCUUUUGCUUCUGCGAGUAAGUGCCGAGCCACCCUCCGAGCCAUAUACCAUGGCAAAUGAAACUGAAGAUAAGGAGACAAAGCCCGCCGAUCCACUUACAAGUGUGAACAAACCCACUGACUCCGAGUCACUUUCUGUCUAUGACGUCUCUGGCGAAGAGAUUCGUAAAGAGGAGGAGGAGUCCGAUGAGAAAAGGCCCGGCCGCGAGGAAUUAAAACACACUCAGAGCUAUGCUACCGAUACGAGCGCGUUCACUCGCACUACCUCGAGAGCUUCCGCGCCCGUGCCCAAGAAGCCAUGGUACAAAACGCCAAAUCCGCUACGAUGGGGUUCGAUACCCCCUAUCCCCAAGGAGCGCCAAGUCUCGAGGGAGUACAACGCCAGCUUCCUGAGUAGGCUCACAUUUCAAUGGAUGGCCCCUCUAAUGAGUGUUGGGUAUAAACGGCCCCUGGAGCAAAAAGAUCUCUGGCUGGUCAAUCCCAACAGGGAAGCCGAGAAGCUGACAGACAAGGUGAGGGAAUCGUUCGAGAGACAAAAGAAGCAUGGUCGCAAAUACCCCCUACUCCGGGCGCUCCACGAGACCUUCUUCCGCGAGUUUUGGAUCGCUGGUUUCUGUCAGCUUUGCUCCUCGGUUUUCCAGGUCAUGUCUCCCUUCACUUUGCGUUACCUUAUCCAAUUCGCACAGGAGGCCUGGGACGCAUCUCGGACUGGCUCGCCGCCACCCAAAAUUGGCGCGGGAAUAGGUCUAGUUAUCGGUGUUACCGUCAUGCAAAUCCUUCAAUCUUUAGGGGUGAAUCACUACAUAUACCGGGGUAGCAUGGUCGGCGCGCAGUGCCGAGCUGUUCUCAUAAGUCUCAUAUUCGAGAAGUCUAUGGUACUCUCCAAUCGAGCGAGGGCCGGGAGUAAAGAGGGUACCGACAAAGAGGGUGCUGAUAAAGCAGUCAUCUCCGGCGACGGCACUGGCUGGGGCAACGGAAAGAUUCUUAAUUUAAUGAGCGUCGAUACGUAUCGUGUUGACCAAGCGAAUGCGAUGCUACACCUCAUCUGGACGGCGCCGAUCGCUAUUAUCAUCACGCUCGUCGUUCUACUUAUUAAUUUGACGUACAGUGCUCUGGCCGGCUUCACAUUGUUAGUACUGGCAGUACCUGCCCUGACGAGAGCUGUUCGUCUGCUAUUUAGGCGACGUGCUGCCAUUAACAAGAUAACAGAUCAGAGGGUAAGCUUAACGCAGGAGAUUCUUCAGUCGGUCCGUUUUGUGAAGUACUUCGGGUGGGAGGCUGCUUUUCUUAAGCGUUUGGGUGACAUUCGGAAGCGAGAAAUCCAUGCUAUCCAAGUCCUGCUGGCUAUUCGAAAUGCCAUCAACGCUGUCAGCAUGUCUCUGCCUAUCUACGCUUCUAUGCUCUCAUUCAUCACCUACUCGCUCACAGACCACGGGCUUCCAGCUGCACAAGUCUUCUCGUCACUUGCGCUGUUCAACAGCUUGCGAAUGCCCCUUAACUUGUUACCGUUGGUUAUUGGCCAGACUGUGGACGCUUGGUCUUCCCUCAAAAGAAUCGAAGAUUUUAUACUGUCAGAGGAGCAGGAAGAAGAAAUUACCAUGAAAUAUGACGGGGAGAAUGCCAUCGAGAUGCGUAACGCAUCCUUCACCUGGGAGAGGACUCCCACCCAGGAAUCUGAGAAUCCAGGCGAAAAGAAGGCCAAGAAUGGUCCUCAGCAAAAACGUACGAAGAAAGCUCAGAAAGCAGGCAAUAAUAAUACUACGGGCUCCUCGCAAGAGGGCGCUGAAGAUACGGCAAGUACGCUUGUAGAAGAACGCGAGCCGUUUAAACUCCAGGACUUGAAUUUCGAAAUCGGUAGAGAUGAGUUGGUUGCAGUAAUCGGAAGCGUGGGAAGCGGGAAGAGCUCAUUGCUUGCCUCACUUGCCGGCCAGAUGCGUAAAACAUCAGGUGAGGUUACGUUGGGAGCAUCUCGAGCUUUCUGUCCCCAAUAUGCUUGGAUCCAAAACGCCACCGUCCGUGAUAAUAUUCUUUUCGGCAAAGAGAUGGACCGCGAGCGGUAUAAGGCAGUCGUGAAAGCCUGCGCUCUACAACCCGAUUUCGACACUUGGCCAAACGGCGAUAAUACUGAAAUAGGCGAAAGAGGCUUAACCACUUCAGGGGGCCAACGACAGAGGAUAAAUAUUGCGAGAGCCAUCUACUUCGACGCCGAUCUUGUGCUUAUGGACGACCCUCUCAGCGCGGUAGACAGCCACGUCGGCCGCCAUAUUCUUGAACACGCUAUCCUGGGGCUUCUUAAAGGGAAAAGUCGUAUACUUGCCACACACCAGCUGUGGGUGCUCAACCGUUGCGAUAGAAUCAUCUUCAUGGAAGCCGGCAAGAUUCAAGCGAUCGACACGUUCGAUAAUCUAAUGGCAAACCACGCAGGGUUCAGGCAACUAAUGGAGACGACCGAGACCAAGGAAACCAAAGAGGAAUCCGAAUCAGAUACCGCUGAAGAAAAGACGUCAGAUACUAGCGAGAACAAGAAGAAAAAGAAACGAGAUCGAGGCCCAGGGUUGAUGCAAACGGAGGAAAGGGCCGUUUCCUCUGUCCCCUUUUCCGUUUAUAAAAAUUAUAUCAAGGCGUCCGGCAGCAUUCUUAAUGCGCCGCUCACCUUGGCCGUGCUCUUACUUUCUCAGGGCGCCAACAUCAUGACAAGCUUAUGGCUUUCCUAUUGGACGUCAGACCAUUUUGGCCUGACCACGGGGGUGUACAUCGGCGUUUAUGCAGGCCUAGGAACUUUGCAAGCCGUACUGAUGUUCGUCUUUUCUCUUCUACUGACCAUAUUCGGCACAAAUGCUAGCAAAGCUCUUCUCAAGCAAGCGAUGUCAAGAACGCUCAGGGCCCCAAUCUCUUUUUUCGACACUACGCCCCUCGGCCGUAUAACGAAUAGAUUUUCCAGGGAUAUAGACGUGCUAGACAAUACCUUAACCGACGCGAUGAGGAUGUACUUCCUCACUCUAGCUAUGAUCACGUCGGUAUUUGCGCUGAUCAUCGCCUUCUUCCAUUACUUUGCUAUCGCCUUGGUUCCACUUGCUAUUCUCUUCUUUUUCGCGGCAUCGUACUACAGAGCGUCGGCCAGGGAAGUGAAGCGCUUCGAAUCCAUACUUCGGUCCGUUGUGUUUGCUAAAUUCGGGGAAGGGCUGAGCGGAGUCGCUUCGAUCCGCGCCUAUGGGUUGAGCAAUCGCUUUCUUCGAGAUCUUCAAAACGCCAUUAACGAGAUGAAUUCGGCCUACUAUCUGACUUACUCCAAUCAGCGGUGGUUAUCCGUGCGCCUGGAUACGAUCGGGAACGCGCUCGUAUUUACAGUCGGCAUUCUGGUAAUUACGUCGCGAUUUGAAGUAUCCCCGUCUAUAGGAGGGCUUAUCCUAUCGUAUAUUCUAUCGAUCGUGCAAAUGCUUCAGUUCACCGUGAGACAACUCGCCGAGGUCGAAAACGGGAUGAACGCUGUCGAGCGAGUCCAGUACUACGGCUCUCAGCUGGAAGAGGAAGCCCCUCAACACACAAUAGAGGUCAGACCCACGUGGCCGGAGAAAGGCGAGAUUAUCUUUGAUAAAGUUGAGAUGCGCUACCGGGCGAAUUUGCCUCUGGUACUUAAGGGCCUAGAUCUACAUGUUAGCGGAGGCGAGCGCAUAGGGAUUAUAGGGAGAACCGGAGCUGGAAAAAGUAGCGUUCUCCAGGCUUUGUUCAGAUUAGUCGAGAUUUCGGGAGGCCAUAUCUAUAUCGACGGCAUCGACAUCUCAACGAUCGGCCUCCACGAUCUGCGUUCCCGCCUAGCGAUCAUCCCGCAAGACCCGACGCUCUUCAGGGGGACGGUGCGGAGUAACCUCGACCCGUUUAACGAGCAUACGGACCUGGACCUGUGGUCGGCGCUCCGCAAGGCCAACCUGGUGCCCGCGGACGCGAGCAUAGACGACAAGGACCCGUCGCGCGUGCACCUGGACAGCGUGGUGGAGGAGGACGGGCUGAACUUCUCGCUCGGCCAGCGGCAGCUGAUGGCGCUGGCGCGGGCGCUCGUGCGGGGCUCGCAGAUCAUCGUGUGCGACGAGGCGACAUCGUCGGUGGACUUCGAGACGGACCAGAGGAUCCAGGAGACGAUGGCGGUGGGGUUCCGCGGCAAGACGCUGCUGUGCAUCGCGCACCGGCUGCGGACGAUCGUGGGCUACGACCGCAUCUGCGUCAUGAGCACGGGGCAGAUCGCCGAGCUCGACAGCCCCUUGGCGCUGUGGAGGCGCGGGGGGAUCUUCAGGAGUAUGUGCGAUACGAGCGGGAUUAGGGAGGAGGAUAUUAUUAACGCUAGGAGGGGGGGAAGUGGUGAGGGUGAGGGUGAGGGCGAGGGCGAGGGCGAGGAAAAGGAUAUAUAAAAAGGGUCGAGGGAGGGGGCGUGAUGAGAUAUAGAUGGUAUGAUAUAGAGAGAGGAGAUAUGGCUGGUCGGAAAGGUACCAGGUAACCUAACGAUACGAGGAUUUAUGGUAUGGGUAAGGUAAAGUUACCUAGUACUACAUACUGUUGGGCAGUCAGUGCAUAGCGCCAGUUGCUAGGUGCCUGUUAUAUUGUACAGGUUUAAUCUAAUCUAAUAUUCUUGGGGUUGGACGAAAAAAAGGAUGUCUUGCCUAUCAAGUUU
Messenger RNA from Daldinia caldariorum, 5170 nucleotides. RefSeq names its product P-loop containing nucleoside triphosphate hydrolase protein. Gene Ontology annotation, molecular function: ATP binding; ABC-type transporter activity; ATP hydrolysis activity. NCBI's taxonomy places the organism in Eukaryota, Fungi, Ascomycota, Sordariomycetes, Xylariales, Hypoxylaceae. The coding region runs from base 558 to 4910 and encodes 1450 amino acids. Gene Ontology annotation, cellular component: membrane. The record is from RefSeq and is a predicted model, not a curated record. Gene Ontology annotation, biological process: transmembrane transport. The transcript has 3 exons.